AUGAUAUUUGCUAUUUUCCCUUCAUACAGAUCUUUGUGACCUGAUGAACAGGUUGGAUGGCAAAUAAACAUCAUGAUGGGCCCUAUUAAGGUUUCAACAGUGGUAAAUAUUGUCGCACUGCUUCAUGUGGUGUGGUCCACUUGAGAUCGGAUCUGACUCAUUUUUUGUUCCACGACCUAAAAUGAUCUCAAAAAAUGGAUAGACGGUGCGGAUAUGACACGUAUAUCAUGAUGGGAUCCACACAACUUGGUGACGUCAACACACUACGGAGGUCGGUGGUGUGUAACACCACGCAAUACCUCAUCCCCUCUAUCCACACUGCGCACCGUGCGCAUCAUUGACAAGGUCUUAUCUGCCCGUCCCGUUUAUUCCUAAACGCACGAAAAAAACAGGAGUGGAGACUGAGGUUUUUGCUGCUGGUGCUCCUCUCUAGGCGAAGAAAUGCUAACCUACGCCUCCAUCCCUCCUUCGGUAUGCCGUCGGCAUUUUCUUGCAUGUCAUCUACAAGUGUUGGAUCGGAUCUUGAUUUGUUCUAAUCCGUACUCUAUGCUGAUGCCAGCAAGAAGAAAGCCAAAGGUUUGUCCACUGAAGGCUAGCUUAUGGGAUUCCAUUAGAUCUGGCUUUUUGAAGAACAACAACACGACACAAGUAAUUGAACCGCCCGAGACACUCCCAGAGGACGAAGAACCUUUUCCUCAGGAGAUCGUACUUGUUGAGAAGACCCAUCCAGAUGGAACAAUAGAACAGAUAAUCUUUUCUUCAGGUGGAGAUGUUGAUGUGUAUGAUCUCGAAGCUUUAUGUGAUAAGGUGGGCUGGCCUAGGAGGCCACUAACAAAACUAGCUGCGGCUUUGAAGAAUAGUUACAUGGUUGCUACCCUACAUUCUAUCAGGAAAUCUCCAGAUACAGAGCGGAAUGACCAAAAGCAGCUCAUUGGCAUGGCUCGUGCUACUUCGGAUCAUGCGUUCAAUGCCACGAUUUGGGAUGUUCUUGUUGAUCCAUCCUAUCAGGGUCAGGGUCUUGGAAAGGCUCUGGUCGAACAGCUAAUACGUGCACUGCUGCAAAGGGAUAUUGGCAAUAUAACAUUGUUUGCUGAUAAUCAAGUAGUGGAUUUCUAUAAGAACUUGGGGUUUGAAGCUGACCCAGAAGGCAUUAAGGGCAUGUUCUGGUACCCAAGGUAUUAGUGGCUUCUCCGAACAAUGUGAUUUGGAUUUUAGAGGUGCGGUACAUCAUCUUUCAUCGCAGUUGUACAUGGGCGUUGCCGUUCAUGGGUUUGUAAUGCUAUGUAUGUUGCUUGUUAAUCUCUGAUUAUUUAUAAUUUAAAGGUUUUAGAAGUUAGUAUUGUGAAUGGUUGAGUUACCGCACAAUACCGACUUUGGUCCAAA
Molecule: messenger RNA, 1383 nt
Organism: Magnolia sinica
Lineage: Eukaryota; Viridiplantae; Streptophyta; Magnoliopsida; Magnoliales; Magnoliaceae
Product: histone acetyltransferase TAP1
Exons: 8
Coding region: 442-1182 (246 amino acids)
Cellular component (GO): cytoplasm
Molecular function (GO): N-acetyltransferase activity
Source: RefSeq, a predicted model, not a curated record